This is a messenger RNA of Penicillium lagena, 984 nucleotides long. RefSeq lists its product as uncharacterized. The record is from RefSeq and is a predicted model, not a curated record. The coding region runs from base 1 to 984 and encodes 327 amino acids. The transcript is spliced from 3 exons. NCBI's taxonomy places the organism in Eukaryota, Fungi, Ascomycota, Eurotiomycetes, Eurotiales, Aspergillaceae.
AUGUCGCAGGAGCCUGCUGCAACACCACCUCCAGGUGUAGUGCCAAAUCUCGUUAACCCCUCGAGCAACGUCCACGCUUGGGUGAGCGUGACUCAGUACCUAUGUAUUCCUGUCGUCACGAUAUUCGUUGUACUGAGGAUGUAUGUGAAGAUCUUGUUACAUGAAUUCUACUUUGAGGAUUAUCUUGGCAACUACAUCGUUCGCACUCAUGUUAGCAAGUGCUGCUUAUGGUGGUGGAUACCACCAAUGGGACGUACGCCAAAAGGACUUGAUCUUACUUUACAAGGCAAGGAAACGAAGAAAAAUAUUUCCAUUGGUCCAAAUUCUAACCUAGGCAUUGUGAUUCAGCUUGACUAUAUCCAAAUGGUGAUAUACGGACCGCUUAUCCUCGCCAUCAAAUUGUCGAUCCUAUCGAUGUUGGCACGAUUCUUUGAUCCGUACCGGCAAUGGGUUCUCUUCAUAUAUGCAUUCAGCGGAUUUCUCUCGGCGUACACGAUUGCAGUUACGACAGCAAAGAUCUGCAUCUGUCAUCCCAUCAAUGCAGUCUGGUACGGCGUCAGUGUCACACAUGGGACAUGCCUACGACAGCCCGAUAUCUUUAUCACAGACGCCACUAUCAAUGUUAUUACUGACCUGAUCAUCUUAAUAUUGCCCAUAGUGUUGAUAUCAAAGCUGAACAUGCCUCUGAAGAAGAAAUUGAAAGUGAUUGUUGUGCUGGCGGCCGGUGGAUUGGUGUGCUCAGUGACCAUCGUUCGGUUGGCAUGGGUUAUUGUGUACCGCGACACAGCUGACCGGACUUGGUCUACUAAACGUCUCGACUUGAUCACAAAUCCUGAAAUUGCAUUGGGGAUCAUCUGUGCGUGUCUGCCAGCGCUUGCCGCCCUCGUGAAGAGGGCGAGAUCUGAAUUUAGGAAAUUGUUGCCUACCAGCCUGAGGCAUCAGUUCCGGAUCGUUUCCAAGGAGAAACUGAGAUCAGACAUAUAA